Peronospora farinosa is the source of this 594-nucleotide messenger RNA. The record is from the annotation of a GenBank genome assembly. Lineage: Eukaryota; Oomycota; Peronosporomycetes; Peronosporales; Peronosporaceae.
AUGGUAUUAACUCAUGAGACUCAUUAUGUCUAUCCAUUCCAUUGGGACGUCGUCACUCGUGCCUUUUGGAAUAAAUAUCCUAAUGAACAUCUUGCACAUGUGGAACGUGUCGAUGUAUUGGAUCGAAGAAUAGACAAAGAAGGAAGACUCGUGACUACGCGACUGGCUAAAGUGACACAAAAGAAUGUACCCACCUGGGUUCGCUCUGUUUUGGGGGAUUCUACCUACGUUUUUGAGGAGACAAUAUGUGAUCCGCAGCAAAAGAGGCUCGUACUCCAAUCUACAAAUCUUUCGCUGCGGUCCGUGGCCACUGUCGAGGAGACGUGUGUGUAUUCAGUGCAUCCGGAGAAUGACCAGAAAACGUUGUACGAGGCUGAGGCGAAAGUGACGGCUUUUGUACCGCUACUGAAUCGAAAACUUGAGAGUUUUUCGGUCAGUCGAGGUGCCGACACGGCGGCAAAAGGCAUCAGGGCAGUCGAGGAAAUUUGCAAUGAUAUUUAUGAAGGAACCUUUCAGCCGGCUCUCUGUGAGGCUGCUAAAGACUUGGUGGCUGUAAAGACGACGGAGAAAGACACAUGUGCAGCAAAGCAGUAG